Molecule: messenger RNA, 828 nt
Organism: Rhipicephalus sanguineus (brown dog tick)
Lineage: Eukaryota; Metazoa; Arthropoda; Arachnida; Ixodida; Ixodidae
Product: zinc finger protein 836
Exons: 3
Coding region: 1-828 (275 amino acids)
Biological process (GO): regulation of transcription by RNA polymerase II
Cellular component (GO): nucleus
Molecular function (GO): RNA polymerase II transcription regulatory region sequence-specific DNA binding; DNA-binding transcription factor activity, RNA polymerase II-specific
Source: RefSeq, a predicted model, not a curated record
AUGCCUGUCAUUGUUUCCAGCCAGUCAUUAUCCCAGGAAAAUUUUGACAACGUAUCUGAUCGUCCAUCUUCAGUCACAGUGUCAAACUUGUCAGCCGAAGUUGCAGUGAAUUCCUCGUCGUGUGAUGAAGCUACGAGCAAGACCACUGAUGACGUUUCAGGAAUGGUCACCUAUGCCAGUGCCAAAUCCAUAAUGGGACCAAGUACUCUGAGCUGCCAAUACUGUCCUUUUGUGGCAAAGCACCGGAGUGUACUGGCGCUUCACCUGCGAAUACACUCGAACGAGCGGCCAUACAAGUGUGAUGUGUGCGGCCUGACGUUCAAGCGGAAAGAUCACAUUAAGUACCAUCGGCGCAUUCAUACGGGUAUGCCCUUCAUUGUGUCCUGCCAAUCAUUAUCCAAGGAAAUUGUCGGCGACUUACCUAGCAGCCCAUCUUCAGCCGCAGUUUCAAGCUUCCCAGCCAGAGUGGAUGAAGCGAAGGCCUCCUCGUGUGAGGAAGCUACGAGUGAUACCACCGAUGACAUUUCAGGAGCGGUCACCUAUGCUAGUGCUGAAUUCCUAACGGUAGCAAAUACUCUCAGGUGCCAGUACUGUCCUUACGUGGCCAAGUACCCGAGUGCCCUCGCAGUUCACCUCCAAACCCACUCGAACGAGCGGCCAUACAAGUGCGACGUGUGCGGCCAGGCGUUCAAAUUGAAAAAGUACGUUGAGAACCACAAGCGCAUUCAUACUGAGCAGGUGUCCAUGGGCAUUUUCUGGAAAAUUGGGUCACUAUAUUUCACUGUGACCAGUUUCUACAUCAUAGACACCUCAACUCAAGGUGCAUGA